CGGCCUGCUCCCAGCGUCUCCCUCUGCCUAAAUCCGUCGUGGCCAACCUGGAGGCCAACCCACCGUGGAGACGGCGAAACGCUUCGCUUUCGUUUCCCUGCGCAACGACGCCCGGCCGUCUCCCCCUUCCGCGGCGCCCUGCGAGCCACUUUCGGUUUCCAUUCUGCUUUCCGCGACUUUCUUUGCUUCCGAUUCAUUCCCUGGUUGGCUCAUUCCGAGGAAUCGGCUCGGUCUGACGAUUCGCCCUGAAAAGCAGAGGAUUUUCAUCGGACGGCUUGGCCCGUCCUCGGGAAGCUACGUUACCCCGCUCCCCCGUCGUUAGUUUUAGAACUGCGAGCGGCGAUCUCGCUGUCGGGUUUUCUCUUUGUUUGUUUGUUUGUUUGAGUUGGAAGAAAAACGGAGCCCGAGGGGAGAAAAAUAACUAUCGCAAAGCGAGAGGUUUGAGGAGAGAGGGGAAAAUGACCGACGUGGAGCGAGAGAAUUUGCUUCGCUGCAGGAAAUAUAUAGUGAAGACUUUAAAUCCUGCUUAUAUAUUGAGCUACAUGAAAACCUGGCUGUCCGAUGAGACCGUGGAGAAAAUUCAAGAGCAAAGUGAUCGGCCAACCAUGGCAGCAGAAUUCUUUCUUCAGUCCGUUGUAGAGCUCAGCACGGAUGGAUGGUUCCGUGGGUUUCUGGAUGCACUAAAAGCAGCUGGUUAUAGUGGCCUUUAUCAAGCAAUUGAAAAUUGGGAUUUCAAGAUAAUUGAAAAUCUGGAACCUCACAGGGAAUUGUUGAAACGAAUUGAGCCUACUUUGCAGGACAUUGACAUCAAAGAAGUUCAUUACCACAUGAGGAAGUGCCUCUUAGACCAGGAAUGGGAAGAAAUUCUCCAGGUUAGAGAAAGGAAAGGGAGAAAAGCAGGUGCAAGCAAACUUGUAGACUGUCUGUGUAGAUCGGACAAAGAAGAUUGGCCUGAAACCUUCCACCAGGCACUGGAUGCGACUAAAUACAAGAACCAGAGAGACCUAUGGAAUUUGAAAGGAGAUGAUAAUGCGGACGUCGAAAUGGCAAAUGAAGAUGAAGGCAGCUGCGUAUUUAAAAUUCUACAGUUUUCUGAAGAAGCAGAAUCUGACAAUCUUUGUGGAAGUUCACCUUUAAAUGCCUUCCAGCAGACCACAGGUAUUCCGUGGAAGGCGAGAAGCUAUCAGAUAGAACUUGCUGAGCCUGCUCUCAAUGGCAAAAACACCAUGAUUUGUGCCCCUACCGGAUCUGGGAAGACCUUUGUGUCUAUUAUGAUAUGUGAGCAUCAUCUCUGCAACAGGCCUGCUGGGCAGGAAGGAAAAGUGGUCUUCCUUACUCCAAAAGUCCCAGUCUAUGAACAACAGAAGAAAGUCUUCCAUGAAUACUUCAAAAACAACUACAGCGUUGCAGGCGUCUGUGGGGAAAAUGCUUCCUUGUUCCCUGCAGACAUGGUUAUUAAAGGGAACGAUAUUAUUGUCAUGACCCCCCAGAAUCUUUUGAACUCUCUGAAUAAUGAGACACUUCCUUCUCUUUCAAUAUUCACACUGAUGAUAUUUGAUGAGUGCCACAACACUACGGGGAAUAACCCAUACAAUAUGUUAAUGUUCAAGUACUUGGACCUUAAACUGGAACAAAGUGGAAUUCCACUACCUCAGAUUGUAGGACUGACCGCUUCUCCUGGCAUUGGCACUGCCAAAAAGCUAGAUGAGGCCAUAGAACAUAUCUGCAAGUUUUGUGCUUCACUCGAUAUUGGAGUGAUAUCAACAGUCAGAAAGAACACAAAGGAUCUAGAAGAAAUUGUGCAUAAACCUGAAAAAAUUAUUAGGCUUGUUGGGAAUCGUCCACAAAGUCACUUCGUGGAUAUUGUGUCUCAGAUGAUGUCGAAAGUGGAGGAUCUGGCAAGACAGUUUUAUCCUAUUGAUACCUUGUCUAAGUUGAAGAGUCAUUGUUAUGGGACCCAGAGCUACGAGCAGUGGAUAGUUAAUGUGCAGAAGAACAGUGUGGUGUUACAGUUGCCGAAUAAGGAAGAAGAAAGCCGAAUCUGCAAGGCUCUUUUUAUUUGCACGGAACACCUCCGGAAAUACAAUGAUGCCUUGAUAAUCAAUGAAGAUGCCCGAACCAAAGAUGCUCUGGUUUAUCUGAAGGAUUUUUUUGAGGAUACGAAAAAUGGCAAAUUUGAUUAUAUUGAACGUCAGCUGGCUUCAAAUUUUGAAGUUAAAUUGCCAGAGCUCACUGCUGCUUCCCAGGAUGAAUCCAAUGAAAACCCUAAAUUGGAGGAUCUUGCAGAGAUCUUGGGAGAGGCAUAUCAUUUCAACCCUGAGACACGCACUAUUCUCUUUGUGAAGACAAGAGCACUGCUAGCAGCAUUGAAGAAUUGGGUAGAAGAAACACCUGAACUUAAGCACCUGAAACCAGAGACAUUGAUGGGACGUGGGAAAAGAAACCAGCAUACAGGCAUGACCCUCCCAAAUCAAAAAGUGAUUUUGGAUGAUUUCAAAACCAAUGGGGACAGCAAGCUGCUAAUAGCAACUUCAGUUGCUGAUGAAGGGAUCGAUAUUCCUCAGUGCAACCUGGUCCUGCUAUAUGAAUAUACAGGCAACAUCAUCAAAAUGAUACAAGUCCGAGGUCGUGGAAGAGCAAAAGACAGCAAGUGCAUUCUUGUGACUAGCAAAAAAGAGCUUGAAGAGAAGGAGAGAUACAAUUUACAAAAAGAGGAAAUGAUGAUCAAGGCUAUUGAAGUGGUGCAGAGCUGGGAUGAAAAGAAAUUUGUGCAGAAGAUAAGUGCGUUGCAAAAGAUGCAGAAAGUGAAGAAAAAACUGGCACAACCAAAACCCUGGAUAAACAAUCGAGUCCUCUUGUGUGGCAGAUGCAAGAAAUAUGCCUGCAGCACGGAGAACCUCCGGGUGAUCGAGGAUUCGCACCACACUGUUUUAGAUGAGGAAUUUAGAACACGAUAUAAAACAGAACCUCACAAGAAGAAAAACAGCUACGGGAAUUUUGAGAAGAAAUGCAAGAUGCACUGCGUCAACUGCCAUCAUGAUUGGGGAAUCACAGUGAAGUACAAGGUAUUUGAGGACAUACCGAUCAUCAAAAUUGAGAGCUUUUCCGUUCAGGAUGUUGUCAGCAAUAAGCAGUUUCACUUCCGAAAAUGGAGGGAUGUUGAUUUUGCGAUGAAAGACUUUGAUAUUGAUGAAAUGCCUGAAUGAAGUGCUGUCGUCUAUUCAAAUUUCUGCUUAUAGUCUUGUACAAACACAUUCUCUUUUAAAGUCAGAUGGGUGACUGGGAUACUAUUAACUUUCCAGUUACUCCAGCAUGAAUUCAUACUCCAAGAUAGCUUUGGCAUCUAUGUGACUUUUAGUAUCCUUCCAUUAGUCAGUGCUUCUUCAGAAAAACUAAUCUGUUGCCACUGCUGUCUUUUGAUUAUGCAAUUUAAUAAUAAACAUAUGUUUGAAGCUUUAAAGGCUCAUUGGUUCUUUGAAGAGGCUGGGAAUAAGGGGUGGUUUUUAAAUUAUAGCUGUACCUGGCUAUUUUAAAAAAAUCAGGGAAAUGAUAUUCUAGUAAUGUUAAGGUGAAGUUGAACUAGAAUGAAUACCAAUAGUUAAGAAGGUCAAGUCUUCAUGCUUGUAAUUCAGGACUCAAGGUACUAUACCAGCUAGAAUGUAUUGGUAGGAUCCCAUUGCGGUUGCAACUUUUUAUUGCUCUAGAAAUUAUCAGAACCUCAAAGUGUGUUCCCUCCUAAUAAAGCGAAGGAGAUCUAUCCUUUUCCUUGAACCUCUGUUCCAGGAAACGUGGGAUAGCUCUUCAUCUGGGACCGAAUGCAGACAAAGUAAAAUCCAUAAAAGAUUCUACUGAUUUUUGAAAACAGGUUUAG
Python bivittatus (Burmese python) is the source of this 3871-nucleotide messenger RNA. Lineage: Eukaryota; Metazoa; Chordata; Lepidosauria; Squamata; Pythonidae. The record is from RefSeq and is a predicted model, not a curated record.